AUGUUGUGGCUAUUAGCAGGGUUUUUCGCAGUUGUAUUAAUAUUGUUAUAUUUCUACGGAACGCGGACUUUCAGUUACUGGGCGAAGCGAGGGGUCAAGCAUGAUGCUCCCGUUCCGUUCUUUGGCACCGCAAAACGACAUUUCCUCCAGCAGAUAUCUAUACCUGACAUUUACCAUGAGAUGUACCAGAAGUAUCCCAGCGAAAGAUUCGUCGGAUACUACCACAUGACUACCCCGAUGCUGAUUCUAAGGGAUCCCGAAUUGGUUAAACAUCUUUUAGUGUCUGAUUUCAACCACUUCUCCUCCAGAAACUUGUUCCCACUUGACAAACAUCCUGAACCGCUUUUGACAAAUCUGGUUACCUGUGAAGGCGAUCUCUGGAAGUUGUUGAGACAGAGGAUGACUCCCGCAUAUUCGACCGGCAAAUUGAAAGCUAUGUUUCCCCUGAUCGUGGCGAGGGCUGAGAAGCUGCAACGAGUGGCGGCCGAGGCGGCGGCGAGCGGCGCAGAGGUCGACGUGCGGGACCUCAUGGCGCGCUACACCACCGACUUCAUCGGUGCCUGCGGCUUCGGAAUCGACACCGACUCACUCAACGAUAAGAACUCCAUGUUCAGAUGGCUGGGUCAACGCAUAUUCAGACAAGAAAGAAGAGACAUGAUUAUAGCCAUCCUUAAAUAUGCCAUGCCGAGUUUGAUGACAAGUUUUAACUUCUUUGCACCAGAGAUCGAAAAAAUUAUGAAAAAGUUGGUAAAAACCAUAAUGACGGAACGGAAUUAUAAGAACUCGGGCAGGAAUGAUUUCAUUGACUCCCUUUUGGAUUUGAAAGAGAAAGGGAAAAUGAUAGGCGAAUCAGUGGUGCACCAGAAAGCUGAUGGAACUCCCUGUUUGGCUGAGAUUGAGAUGGAUGAGGAUAUUAUGAUGGCCCAAGUGUUCGUGUUCUUCGCCGCCGGGUUCGAGACGUCCUCCGCGGUGACCAGCUACACGCUGCACGAGCUGGCGCACCAUCCUGACCACCAGAGGAGGUGUCAGAAGGAAAUUGACGCAGUGCUCGCGCGUUAUGAUAAUAAAUUAUCUUAUGACGCCGUCAAGGAGAUGAAGUUUUUGGAAAUGUGUUUCAGAGAAGGCAUGAGGCUAUUCCCCUCCGUCCCCUCUUUGCAACGCAUGUGCGUGAAACCCUACACUAUCCCGGGCACGGACGUGACGAUCGACCCCGGGGUCAACAUCAUUGUCCCGGUCAAGUCGCUGCAUAUGGACCCCCAGUACUUCCAGGACCCGGAAGAGUUCCGUCCGGAACGGUUCCACCCGGACAAUGUUUCCGCCAUAGACAAGUAUACAUAUCUGCCCUUCGGGACCGGACCGAGAGCUUGUAUUGGUGAGCGUCUUGGCUACAUGCAGUCGCUGGCCGGUCUGGCUGCCCUGCUGAGCCACUUCAACGUGGCUCCCAGCAUCAGCACGCGCCGGAAGCUGAUCUUGGACACCAAGGUCGUGGUCGUUCAGAGUGUCAAAGGAGGCCUGCCGCUAGCCCUUACCGCCAGGAAAAAGACCCAGUGAAGGCACUA
Molecule: messenger RNA, 1559 nt
Organism: Cydia strobilella
Lineage: Eukaryota; Metazoa; Arthropoda; Insecta; Lepidoptera; Tortricidae
Product: cytochrome P450 6B2-like
Exons: 3
Coding region: 1-1551 (516 amino acids)
Molecular function (GO): heme binding; iron ion binding; oxidoreductase activity, acting on paired donors, with incorporation or reduction of molecular oxygen
Source: RefSeq, a predicted model, not a curated record